AUGCCAUCCUACGAACUGUUCUACUUCAACGCGCGCGGCAGAGGGGAGGUCGCAAGAAUGUGCUUUCACUUUGCCGGAGUUCCAUUCAAGGACAGUCGAAUUGCUCAUGAGGAAUGGCGGAGUGUGAAGGGAGAUACUAGCAGUAAGUGUAAUGUUAUAUUAUUAAUCAGAUAAGAAUUGGCAGUAAAAUAUGUGAGCAUAGCUGGCAAAGGGAGGGGCCUCCUUUUUUACGUACCACCUUACCUUUCAAAAACGGCUGCAGCCUGCGAUUUAACACUUUAUACGAUAAAACGUGUCCGGAACUAAACUUAUUGCCUCCGUAUAGAACUAAAUGAGCCGUCAUUGCCUUCUUAGGUACCCUCAAACCUAUAGAGCCAUUAUAGUAAUUCAGUGCCAGUUAGGUAGAAGUCUUUUUUCCUCACUUUGGUUGCCAAGCUUGGGAGCAGUUCGCAGAGUACCUGUGUUGUGGCCAGAAUAAGGAACUUUUUCCAAAAACUCAAUUUCAGCGUCAAAUUGAUGAUAGCGUGGCUAAAUGCCUUGCCACUUUGCGUAGACGGCGCAGUGGAAACAUGUCAAGACUUUUUUGGCACGUCUAGUACAGGGACUCAAAAAACGGAAACUCCUUUUAUGGGUCCUGCCGCAAAAACCAUCUGGUAUAGCCAAUUGAUUUUUUACCAUAAAAUUCUCCGUAUUUAUGCUCGUAUCGAUCGGUUACCAUUCACGCUUUGAAUGUCCAACAGAGGUCUAGAUUUCGGACCUGUUUCGGCAAGAAAGAGGGCAGUAUGAGAUUUUGUGCCACAAAAAAUCUCAUGUUUAAAAGCCUUAGCUUCCCUCGUUUUUUCAGAAUUCCCCUAUGGCCAAAUGCCAUCACUCCUCAUCGAUGGAAAGCCGUUGACCGAGAGUCAUGCCAUUAACCGAUUCGUUGCCAGAGUGACCAACUUGGACGGAGGGUCUGACCCAGUCGAAACAGCGUUCCUGGACCAGGCCUACGAAGUGUUUCGCUGCUUCGUUGACGAAACUUACACUUUCUACAUUACCGCGCUUGGAUAUGCCCAAGGAGACAAGGUAAGAUAUUUACAGUAGGCUGUGAUAGUUUGAGAGUAAUUUCACAAGGAAUGAGGCAGAUAAUAUUGUGCCGUAUUUCAGGACCAGCUCUACAAAGAGCAGUUUGUUCCCGCAGUUCAGAAGCAUUUCCCGAAAAUCAUCGGCCUUCUGAAGCCCAACGGAUUCUUCGGAAACAAAGGCCCAAGUUAUGUUGAUUUCUAUGUCGCCGGAUACAUGGAGUCCUUCUUGAAGCAGGGUUUCGCCGAGGUCAACAAAUUCCCUCCACUUGUGAAGCAUCUCACCGACGUCAGGAACAUUCCACAACUGCAGGAGUAUCUGAAGAACCGACCCGAUACGAUCAGCUAA
This is a messenger RNA of Bursaphelenchus xylophilus (pine wood nematode), 1410 nucleotides long. Lineage: Eukaryota; Metazoa; Nematoda; Chromadorea; Rhabditida; Aphelenchoididae. The record is from the annotation of a GenBank genome assembly.